Messenger RNA from Babesia microti strain RI, 219 nucleotides. RefSeq lists its product as hypothetical. Lineage: Eukaryota; Apicomplexa; Aconoidasida; Piroplasmida; Babesiidae. The coding region runs from base 1 to 219 and encodes 72 amino acids. The record is from RefSeq and is a predicted model, not a curated record. The transcript has a single exon. Gene Ontology annotation, biological process: protein secretion; intracellular transport.
AUGCCAGCUCUGCUCAACCUCCCUUCCCUGAUAACGACCAUUCAACUUACAAUUUGUACGUGUAGCUAUUUGAAGCCGUUGAUACCUCAGCUUUUCAACUCUAGGAAGAAGGGAUUUCCAGGUCUUUUGGGCAAAUUUGCCAUUAUAGGCGAGAGGCUCUCACCAUACGUAUCACUGUCACUCAUUGUCACUGGAUUUUACACGGUAAUACUCCGUUGA